This is a messenger RNA of Penicillium expansum, 870 nucleotides long. RefSeq names its product transcription factor domain-containing protein. Lineage: Eukaryota; Fungi; Ascomycota; Eurotiomycetes; Eurotiales; Aspergillaceae. The transcript has a single exon. The record is from RefSeq and is a predicted model, not a curated record. Gene Ontology annotation, biological process: regulation of transcription by RNA polymerase II. Gene Ontology annotation, cellular component: chromatin. Gene Ontology annotation, molecular function: RNA polymerase II cis-regulatory region sequence-specific DNA binding; DNA-binding transcription factor activity, RNA polymerase II-specific. The coding region runs from base 1 to 870 and encodes 289 amino acids.
AUGUCAGCUUUUGGUGGUGAUUUUCAACUUACAAAUUUCCCUUUCCAGAUACCAUCGACUCUACCCUCUUUUACAGAUGAUCAUCUAUUUCAAUUCAGCCCUGAUACACUCUUCCCUUCGAAGCUUUCCAACCAAUUAUCCGAGAUUAUGACAGAGUUGGUCGAUACUUCAAAGUCAAUGGGACUCGGAAGCACGGGAAUUCUAAGCCCACUUGAUUUUAUGGAACUUUCUACUCUCUUGGGAGUCUCCAAUAUCUCCGCUUCUAUCUCUGCGUUCUUCCACUCUCUUCACUGGCAUUUACCUGUGGUUCAUUUUCCAACCUUCGACCCAGGAAACAUCUCCAACCCUCUUUUACUCUCAAUAUUCUUGUCUGGUGCUACAUAUACUAUUCCAUUGGAUGGAGGAUCCCUGCCAUCCGGUCUCUUCGACGUCGCAGAAGAGUAUAUAUUUCGAAAAAUUGCGGACCUGUCGACACUCGCUUCACCAAAAGAACAUUCGCAACUUUUAUCAACUGUGCAGCUACUACAGAGUGCCCUUAUUAUUGAGAUGCUUCAAUUUGGACAAGACAACAUGCAAACCAGACGUCGAAUUCGCAUCGUCCGACAUCCAUGUUUGGUAUCCACCAUACGGUCCCUAGGGAUUUUCCAGCUCAAGCGAGGAACCGCUCCGACCGUUUGUGAUGAGAGAACUUGGACAAAUUUGGUAGCAGAGGAAUGUUGUAUAAGGUAUUUUUCAUCCCAAUUCUUCCUUAUCUUUUUUUUCUUUCGAGAUAUUUCGCUAAUCAACACAAAGAAUCGCUUGCUGGGUCUUUCUAGCGGAUGGAUUCCUCACAGUCUGCUUCAAAAACCACCCAUCAAUAUCAGUCUUUGA